AGUGCCUUCCCUGCAAAGUGUGCUCCUCUACAGAGAGAGAAUAAAGGAAGGAAAGAACAAGGAACUUCUCUUGCUACGCAACAAUUUCUUCCUCAUUUUCAUUAAUAAUCUUUUGACACAGCCUGUUUCAAACCGAUUAUUCAAAUUCAGGACAUUUGGGCUCUCUGGGGGUCAUUGAUUUGUUUGAUUAUCUUCGUUCUGCAUAUGGGUUUUUGUUCAGAAAUUAGAGGUUGAAUAAGAGAGGAUAAAAUUGGUGUCAGUAAAAUGUCCAUGAAGAGCAGAGGAGGAGAGCAGAUUUCAAGGAGUACCAUAUCUAAAAAAUGGACUCUGUUUCUUUGCCUUGCUAGCUUCUGUGCCGGGUUGUUCCUCACAAAUCGAAUGUGGACUGUUCCAGAAUCAGAAGGAGUCACAAGAACAACUGCUGCUGAAGCUGAAGCACUAAAAUUAGUAUCAGAAGGCUGUGAUCCGAAAUUUCAGAAAGAUGUGAAGAGUGUACCUAAGGAAAUCUUUGGGGAAGUUUCCAAGACUCAUAAGGCUAUAAAGACAUUGGACAAAACCAUUUCCAAUUUAGAGAUGGAGUUAGCUGCUGCAAAGGCAGCACAGGAGUCAAUUCUUGCUGGCUCUCCUGUAUCAGAAGCUACUGAGAAUGGUGAUUCUUUUAGGAAACGGAAGUUUCUUAUGGUUAUUGGAAUUAAUACUGCAUUUAGCAGCCGAAAAAGAAGAGAUUCUGUUCGUUCUACCUGGAUGCCACAAGGAGAAAAACGGCGGAAGUUGGAGGAAGAGAAAGGGAUCAUUGUUCGCUUCGUCAUUGGUCAUAGUGCCACGUUAGGGGGUAUUCUAGAUAGAGCUAUUGAAGCUGAAAACAAAAAGCAUGGGGACAUCUUGCGGCUGGACCAUGUUGAGGGUUACCUUGAAUUGUCUGCAAAGACAAAGACAUAUUUUGCUACUGCUGUUGCAUUAUGGGAUGCAGAGUACUAUGUUAAAGUCGAUGAUGAUGUCCAUGUAAAUAUAGCAACACUAGGAGAAACAUUAGUAAGACACCGGAAAAAGCCUAGGGUCUAUAUUGGGUGCAUGAAAUCUGGUCCUGUCCUUGCUCAGAAGGGUGUAAGAUAUCAUGAACCUGAAUAUUGGAAAUUUGGGGAGAAUGGAAACAAGUACUUCCGACAUGCUACUGGACAGUUAUAUGCAAUUUCAAAAGAUUUAGCUUCCUUCAUUUCAUUAAACAGGCAUGUUCUGCACAAGUAUGCUAAUGAGGAUGUCUCUCUUGGAUCAUGGUUCAUUGGACUCGAUGUGCAGCAUAUUGAUGAUCGGAGACUGUGUUGUGGAACCCCACCUGAUUGUGAGUGGAAGGCACAAGCAGGCAACGCCUGCGUUGCUUCAUUUGACUGGAGCUGCAGCGGUAUAUGCAGAUCGGCUGAUCGAAUAAAGGAGGUACAUCGACGGUGUGGGGAAGGUGAGGAUGUCUUGUGGAAAGCUGCUUUCUGAGAAGCUACAUGCAUUUCUUCCCUACUCAGGUUUCAUUCACGAGUACAAAAAUAUACGAAAUAUAUAAGAGAUAGAAAGAGAGCAAGUCUUGCUAUGCAAUGAUGCUUCUCCGUUUUAGUAGAGAAGUGUGGCUGCAAAUGCAGUCCCGGCUGCAAGCAAAUGGCUCCAUCAAAUGAUUUUUUGUUGUUAAGAUGAUUGAAAGUCAGCUAAGUGAUUAUGGUUUGUGAGAAAUAAAUUCAAAUCACUUUUGUGAAAUCCUCAGCUGCCAUUUUAUCCUGUUCAAGUCACUUAGUUGCUUAUUGGAUUAUAAUACCUCUUUCUAUAGUAA
This is a messenger RNA of Olea europaea var. sylvestris, 1813 nucleotides long. Its product is annotated as probable beta-1,3-galactosyltransferase 2. The record is from RefSeq and is a predicted model, not a curated record. NCBI's taxonomy places the organism in Eukaryota, Viridiplantae, Streptophyta, Magnoliopsida, Lamiales, Oleaceae. Bases 265 to 1485 code for a protein of 406 amino acids. Gene Ontology annotation, molecular function: hexosyltransferase activity. The transcript is spliced from 11 exons. Gene Ontology annotation, cellular component: Golgi membrane.